GGAGAGGCUGCGGUGCUGUCUGAGACUUCGUGGUGCUGAAAGUGCCGCCCGCCGCGAUGUGGUCCGUGUUUUUCGUCUUGCUGUCCUACCUCGACAGAAACUUUGUCAAAGGUGAAUUCUUAAGCUCCCUGGACGCAGAAAAAGAGAGCAAAGAGUUGUUUUACAUGCUCAACAACACUCUCUGCGCCAGAACUUCAGUCGCAGGACAGUAUCAUCUCCAUCAGGUCACCGACGGGGUCGAAGAGGUUCGCUCAGUGCAUGACUCUCAAGGCCGUCUGGUCGAUUGCUCUGUCAUCCGAAACGAAAUGCAAGUCAAAUCCUUUAUGCACGUUUGCAGAAUUGGUUUGAGAGACCAGAAAACGAACUCCGAUUUGGAGCGCAGUUUGACCGGGGUGUCGGAGGCAAAGGCGGGUUGUAAUAAGUUGAAAUCUAGAAACGUGAUCGUGACAACGAAACAAUCAAAAGAGGCGAACUCGGAGGCUGCAGACGAUAACAAGACGCUCCGUCGGUCCAAGCGAGGUUUCACUUAUCCCGGGACACUUUGGUGCGGUGCAGGAAAUAUUGCUGCACAUUAUGAUCAGUUGGGUGAAUUCGCAGAAACGGACAAGUGCUGCCGCGUUCACGAUCACUGUCCCUAUGUCAUUCAUGCAUUCUCCUCCAACUACGGAUACACCAAUUUUAAAUGGCAUUCCCUCAGCCACUGCGACUGCGACAGCGCGUUAAAAGAAUGCCUGAGACUUGUCAAUGAUACGUCAUCCCGAGUGGUUGGACAAGCCUUCUUCAAUGUGAUCGAAGUGCCGUGCUUUGAGUUCUCAUAUGAAGAACAGUGUGUGGAGCGUCACUGGUAUGGAAUGUGUAAAAGGUAUGACCAAGUUCCCGUCGCAGCGAUCAGAGAAUCUAUCCCUUAUGACUUUGGGGGCAUUGAUGUCAUUGACGUUUUGACUAUAGCGCCUCCUAAGACCAAGGGGUCGGACGAAGAAAAGCAGGAUGAGAAAAAGGGCGAAGAGAGCACGACACAAUCUACGUUGUCCGAAUCGAAGACCACCGCCCCCGAAGAGCCCUCGCUAACAAAUGUGGUGACGGCCGCAGAGGAUUUCAUUAAAGUGCUUGCCACGGUCUCCACUUCGCAAAGCUCAUCCACAGAGGUGGGAAAAGGAGAAACGCAGUCGGAGAGGAAAAAGAAGAAAAAUUCAGACAAGAAGAAGAAAGAGAACAAAAAGAGAAGAGGAAAGGGGAAAGGCAGAAAGAAAAACCGAAAACCCGAAGCUGUGUUGAAGGUUGAUGAAGGGACGUCAAGUCCGCCCUCCACCAGUCAAACAGAGGAGGUCAUGGGUAAGAACAUAUUCGUAGAGGGUCAUGCAAAAAUAGAGAUAUUACGAACAAAAGUUGACAAUUUCAUGAACAGCGAACUCGAUACUGUGGGUAACGGUCCGCUUUCUAAUAAGAUGAUGAGAGACGAUCCUCCACGGACAGUCAAUGAAAGUCAGGAGGUUGUGUCUACUUCAGCAAGUACAAAGAAAGAAGAGAUACUAGAACGAGCAAAUAACACAGAAUCCAUCGCAACAACUACACGUGAUACGCCCAUUAUCCCAAAACUAAGACACAGAAGUCAAAAGAAAAAAACGAGAAAAACCAUUGCAGACCCAAAGGCGAGUCCACUCGCAGGUCUUAGCCUGCCAACGUCAAUGACAGAGAGUCCCAUUAUGGCAGUAAGAAAAGAGAUGCCACAGAGUACAGAGCACAACGAAGAAAGGAGACCUGUAGUCGGAACAUUCGCUACACAAAAUACACCCAUUGUGAGAACCAAGAGGCCAAAUUCAAGGCAGAGAGAAGGAAGACAGAAAAUGAAGAAAAUCCUCGCUCCCUCUACAGAACCCUCUGCAGAUAUCACCUCAGGAGAUUCCCAACCGCUCCCAGGUUCAGACACUAGGGGGGUAACAGUCGAGGAAGCUCGGGUGCUUGAGAGAUUAGGUUUAGACCGGCUUGAAAAUUUCGAGAGUUUAGUGACAUCAUCAAGCGCACAUGUUGGUAAUACAAAGAACAAACUGCAAAGUUUACAGGGCGCUACGGUAAGAAGGACAUUUGAAGAGGAACACUCCAACCCAUCCAAUGAAAGACGUGUUAUCAAAAUCUGUUAUGAAAUCGUUUUGCCCCCUGAAACUGACCAGUCAAUGAAUCCUGAGUUUACUACAGCCCCGACAUUUACUCUCGCUCAGACUAACAAUAGAUCAACGGUGACUCGCACUCCUAGAACCACAAAGAUGAAGAGAACCAGGAAGCGUGGAAAUAGAGAAAAAAAAGAGGAAAAGUUAAGACAGAGUGACAUUCAAUAGCUCUGCUGUGAUUUAGGUUGCUACAUGAUACGAAGGUCUUUUAAAUAAGAAGCAUGUUUUUAGCUACUCUGUUUUUUUAGAUCCGGUAGAUUGGCAGCCAGAACAAUUUUAUGAAGCAUAUGUUUCUCAACAUGAUUUCUCAAUAAAGUCAAUA
This is a messenger RNA of Triplophysa dalaica, 2487 nucleotides long. RefSeq names its product protein interacting with cyclin A1 (gene proca1). Gene Ontology annotation, biological process: arachidonate secretion; phospholipid metabolic process. The record is from RefSeq and is a predicted model, not a curated record. Gene Ontology annotation, molecular function: A2-type glycerophospholipase activity. The transcript has 4 exons. The coding region runs from base 57 to 2333 and encodes 758 amino acids. NCBI's taxonomy places the organism in Eukaryota, Metazoa, Chordata, Actinopteri, Cypriniformes, Nemacheilidae.